This is a messenger RNA of Musca vetustissima, 957 nucleotides long. RefSeq lists its product as uncharacterized. The transcript has 2 exons. The coding region runs from base 1 to 957 and encodes 318 amino acids. Lineage: Eukaryota; Metazoa; Arthropoda; Insecta; Diptera; Muscidae. The record is from RefSeq and is a predicted model, not a curated record.
AUGAAUAAGAUGUUGGCGACAUUUGUUGCCAUGGCAGUCAUCAAUUGUGCUGUCCAUGGUUUGCCGUAUGGCGGAGGAAGCAACAAAUAUGGUGGCUAUGGAAGUGGUGGUGGCGGCGGAGGAGGCGGUGGUUUUGGUGGUGGUGGAGGAGGUGGAAGUGGUGGCUUCGGGCCAAGUGGUGGUGUUGGACACAGUGGUGGAUUUGGUCCGGGCUCAGGUGAUGGACAUGGUAGCGGUCUAGGUGGAGGCAAGGGUAGUGGUGGCGGCGGAGGCUUUGGUUCAGGCUCUGGUUCGGGUUUAGGUGGCGGUAGUGGAGGAUUUGGUCCGGGCGGAGGACAUGGCGGACCUGGUAGUGGUAAUGGUCUAGGCGGUGGUCAUGGUGGCGGAAGCGGUGGAGGCUUUGGUUCUGGAUCUGGUUUAGGUGGUGGCAGUGGAGGAGGUGGCUUUGGACCCGGUGGCGGUAGUGGAGGUUAUGGUGGUGGUCUCAGUGGAGGAAGCGGUAGUGGUGGAGGUCGUGGUAGCGGAGGUGGUAGUGGAUUUGGAUCAGGCACUGGUUUUGGAAGUGGCAGUGAUAGUCACAGCAGUUUUGCGAGCAGCAGUGCUGGUUUGGGUGGUGGCCCAGGAUCUAGUGGACAUGGUAACGGCCUCGGCGGAGGUUCAGGUCUUGGCGGUGGUCAUGGUGGCGGCUCUGGUUCCGGCCUGGGUGGCGGUCAUGGUCUUGGUGGUGGUCGUGGUGGAGGCUCUGGUUCAGGCCUGGGCGGUGGUUCCGGUCUUGGUGGCGGUCAUGGCGGUGGUUCCGGCCUGGGUGGCGGUCAUGGUCUUGGUGGAGGUUCUGGUUCUGGUUUUGGAAGUGGUGGCGGUGGUGGUUUCGGUGGUGGCAGUGGAGGCGGCGGUGGUUACGGUGGUGGCGGCGGCGGUGGUUAUGGAGGUGGUGGUUACAAAAAACAUGGCUACUAA